UACUUAGUGUGUUCUCUCUGUCACAACGAAUGUUUGUCUCUCCCUUUCACAUGAGACUGAAAAUUUAAAAGGAGUUCGAAAGUGCUGGUUCAAUGGGGGGAGAAAACAAUGGAGAAGAGUUGCUGCAGACCAUGGCCAAGAUGGAGGUGAAAACGUCACUUCUGGACAACAUGAUAGGAGUCGGAGAUAUGGUUCUCCUGGAACCUCUCAACGAGGAGACCUUCAUCAACAACCUCAAGAAGCGCUUCGACCACAAUGAGAUUUAUACAUACAUUGGAAGUGUGGUUAUAUCAGUUAACCCCUAUCGGUCUCUACCAAUUUAUUCUCCAGAGAAAGUGGAAGAUUACAGGAACAGAAACUUUUAUGAACUGAGCCCUCACAUCUUUGCCCUGUCAGAUGAGGCCUACAGAUCCCUCCGAGAUCAAGAUAAAGACCAGUGUAUUCUCAUCACCGGGGAGAGUGGAGCAGGAAAAACAGAGGCCAGCAAGUUGGUUAUGUCCUAUGUGGCAGCUGUUUGUGGAAAAGGAGCAGAAGUCAACCAAGUCAAAGAACAGCUCUUGCAGUCCAACCCAGUCCUGGAAGCUUUUGGAAAUGCCAAAACUGUAAGGAAUGACAACUCUUCUAGAUUUGGCAAAUAUAUGGAUAUUGAAUUUGACUUUAAAGGUGAUCCACUCGGAGGUGUGAUAAGUAACUAUCUUUUAGAGAAAUCCCGGGUGGUUAAGCAGCCGAGAGGAGAGAGGAACUUCCACGUGUUCUAUCAGCUGCUCUCUGGUGCCUCUGAAGAGCUCCUCCACAAACUCAAGCUGGAGCAGGACUUCAGCAGAUACAAUUACCUGAGUCUGGACUCGGCCAAAGUGAACGGAGUGGAUGACGCCGCCAAUUUCAGAACCGUCAGGAACGCCAUGCAGAUUGUGGGCUUCAUGGAUCACGAAGCCGAGUCGGUCUUGGAGGUGGUGGCAGCAGUGUUGAAACUGGGGAACAUCGAGUUCAAGCCCGAAUCGCGAGUGAACGGCUUAGAUGAAAGCAAAAUCAAAGAUAAAAAUGAGUUAAAAGAAAUUUGCGAGUUGACUGGCAUUGAUCAGUCCGUCCUAGAACGCGCGUUCAGUUUCCGAACAGUGGAAGCCAAGCAGGAGAAAGUUUCCACCACUCUGAAUGUGGCUCAGGCUUAUUAUGCCCGAGAUGCUCUGGCUAAAAACCUCUACAGCAGGUUGUUCUCAUGGUUGGUAAAUCGAAUCAACGAAAGCAUUAAGGCACAAACGAAAGUAAGAAAGAAGGUCAUGGGCGUUUUGGACAUUUAUGGCUUUGAAAUUUUUGAGAGUGCAGACAACAGCUUUGAGCAGUUCAUUAUUAAUUAUUGUAAUGAGAAGCUGCAACAGAUCUUCAUUGAACUGACUCUGAAAGAAGAGCAGGAAGAGUACAUACGGGAGGACAUAGAAUGGACUCACAUUGACUACUUCAACAAUGCUAUCAUUUGUGACCUAAUAGAAAAUAACACCAACGGAAUCCUGGCCAUGCUGGACGAAGAGUGCCUCAGGCCCGGCACCGUCACGGACGACACCUUCCUGGAGAAGCUGAACCAGGUGUGCGCCACCCACCAGCACUUCGAGAGCAGGAUGAGCAGGUGCUCGCGCUUCCUCAAUGACACGUCGCUGCCCCACAGCUGCUUCCGCAUACAGCACUACGCGGGCAAGGUGCUGUAUCAGGUGGAGGGGUUUGUGGACAAGAACAAUGACCUGCUCUACCGAGACCUGUCCCAGGCCAUGUGGAAGGCCGGCCACGCCCUCAUCAAGUCUUUGUUCCCUGAAGGGAACCCUGCCAAGAUCAACCUGAAAAGGCCCCCAACAGCAGGGUCACAGUUCAAAGCAUCUGUGGCCACCCUGAUGAAAAACCUGCAGACCAAGAACCCAAACUAUAUCAGGUGUAUCAAGCCUAAUGAUAAAAAGGCAGCACACGUCUUCACUGAGAGCCUGGUGUGCCACCAGAUCCGCUACCUGGGUCUCCUGGAGAACGUGCGGGUGAGGCGGGCAGGCUAUGCCUUCAGGCAGGCCUACGAGCCUUGCCUGGAAAGAUACAAGAUGCUUUGCAAACAGACAUGGCCUCAUUGGAAGGGACCGGCAAGGUCUGGUGUGGAGGUUUUGUUUAAUGAAUUGGAAAUUCCCAUGGAAGAAUAUUCCUUUGGUAGAUCAAAGAUAUUUAUCCGCAACCCAAGAACAUUAUUCGCCUUGGAAGACCUGAGGAAGCAGCGGCUGGAGGACCUAGCCACACUCAUUCAGAAGAUUUACCGAGGAUGGAAAUGCCGCACACACUUCCUGCUGAUGAAGAAAAGCCAGAUUGUGAUUGCUGCCUGGUGCCGGAGAUAUGCGCAACAAAAGAGGUAUCAACAGAUAAAGGCUUCCGCCUUGGCGAUUCAGUCUUAUAUCCGGGGUUGGAAGGCUCGAAAAAUACUGCGUGAGCUGAAGCAUCAGAAGCGCUGCAAGGCGGCAGCCACCACCAUUGCUGCGUACUGGCACGGGACGCAGGCGCGAAGGGAGCUGAGACGGCUGAAGGAGGAGGCUAGGGAUAAACACGCUAUUGCAGUAAUUUGGGCUUACUGGCUUGGAUCGAAGGCUCGAAGGGAAUUGAAACGCUUGAAGGAGGAGGCUAGGCGUAAGCAUGCGGUGGCUGUCAUUUGGGCUUACUGGCUUGGACUGAAGGUGCGUAGGGAGUACAGGAAAUACUUCAGAGCUAACGCUGGAAAGAAAAUCUAUGAGUUUACUCUGCAGAGAAUUGUACAAAAAUACUUCUUGGAAAUGAAAAACAAGAUGCCUUCUUUAUCACCAAUAGACAAGAACUGGCCAUCUAGACCUUACCUGUUCUUGGAUUCGACUCACAAGGAGCUGAAGAGGAUUUUCCACUUGUGGAGGUGUAAAAAGUACAGGGACCAAUUCACAGACCAGCAGAAACUUAUUUAUGAAGAAAAGCUUGAAGCCAGUGAACUCUUCAAGGACAAAAAGGCUUUGUAUCCAUCUAGUGUUGGGCAGCCAUUCCAAGGAGCAUACCUGGAAAUCAACAAGAACCCUAAGUAUAAGAAACUCAAAGACGCCAUUGAAGAAAAGAUCAUCAUUGCCGAAGUUGUGAACAAAAUUAACCGCGCUAAUGGGAAGAGUACCUCUCGGAUUUUCCUCUUAACAAAUAAUAAUCUCCUCCUUGCUGACCAAAAGUCUGGACAGAUCAAGUCGGAGGUGCCGCUGGUGGACGUGACCAAGGUGUCCAUGAGCUCACAGAACGAUGGAUUUUUCGCCGUCCACCUCAAGGAGGGCUCCGAAGCAGCUAGCAAAGGAGACUUUCUCUUCAGCAGUGACCACCUGAUUGAGAUGGCCACCAAGCUGUAUCGCACAACUCUCAGCCAAACCAAGCAGAAGCUCAAUAUCGAAAUUUCCGAUGAGUUCCUGGUGCAGUUCAGACAAGACAAAGUAUGUGUGAAGUUUAUUCAGGGCAACCAGAAAAACGGGAGUGUGCCCACCUGCAAACGAAAAAACAACCGCCUGCUGGAAGUCGCUGUCCCCUAGCGGGCGCCCCCACGCCGCCCCACGGACUGGCUCUCUGUGUAGUAGUGCAAUUGGGUUGUUUUGUUUGGGGUUCCUCGUAUGUUUGGUUAUUGCCAAAGGCUAACUGUUAGGGUCUCUUGGCAGAAUUGAGUGUUUGACUAAUCAGUUUUUAGUAUUGGAAUAGUUUAACCCUUACAUACACGUUCUGUCCCAGGGCAGGACUGUAGAAAUUUCUAACAGUGUGUGUUUCCAUGUCAUAUGUGUUUCCUCUUUAGUUACCAUGUUAGAUCGGUGUACCCUAAAUCAGCGUAUUACUCAUAAAUCAUUAAUACAUGUAAGUGUAGGAGGCGGUCUUCAAAGGUGUAGUGCAUUCAUUUAUCAAAUAUUUAUUGGAUGCCUACUCUAUGUGGGGUGCUAUGCUAAGAGGUGUGGACAUGUACUCGGACCCUGGGCACUGUGAGGGCCGCUGUUUUCUGGCAAGUUUGGCUUACCUAAAAAGGUUUGAAAAGCUUGAGACCAAAACAGUAACUGCAGAAGCCGGACAGCAUUCGUAGGACCCUGUAGCCUGACUGUAGCCGUAGAUGAUUUAAGAAGGGCUGGUCCUAGGAAGGAAUAGGACCAUGGACUAAACAAAAUUCUUCUAAGUUUUUUUUUUUUCCUAUUCAAAAGAAGAAAACUGACCUUUGAACUGGACUUUGAUUGGUUCGGCUCUCCUGCAGUUCCUUUCAGCAGUAGAAAACGGAAGUUCUUUUCCUAGAAAAGGUGCCAGAAACAGUCCAGUGAGAGGCUGAGGUUGCCGUCUCUCGUCUCUGCCCAGCACCCUGCAGGGUCCGACAUGAACUCCUGACUCCGUGUGGUUUUCACCCGGAUGUGAGCAGCUGUUUCCUGCAGCUAACACAGUGGAGGAAGGCCCAGGCCUAUCACGGUGGCAGGUAUUCUGGAUGAGGUGCAAUAGAACAUCAGAGAUCCUUUUUGAAAGUUUUAUUUAUAAUAUACAUUUUUGUAUGGGAGAGAUUGUUAGGACAGGGUGCAUAUUUUAAUCGAGGAUCUUAAUUUGUAGAGCUAUUUUAUCUUCCAAUGUAAGGAUUCAUUUUGGAAACUACAUUUUAAACUUUGGAAUCAAAUUGUUUCUUCUUUGGGAGGGUAAUGUAUAUAUACAUUGGUGUUAUGUUAAAUAAUAAAAUUGUUCUAAUUCGGUGCCAUUUGCUGGAUCACAACUGUAUUUUUGUAUUUCAGGCUAUUUUCCUAGUUUGUGUGUCAAAGUACUGUCUCACGGAAAGGUCUUACAAUCCAAACAUCAUGUUAAUUGAAUUUCACCCGUCUUUUAUAAGCCAGAAACAGUCAUUGAAAAU
Messenger RNA from Fukomys damarensis (Damara mole-rat), 4879 nucleotides. RefSeq names its product myosin IB (gene Myo1b). The record is from RefSeq and is a predicted model, not a curated record. Gene Ontology annotation, molecular function: ATP binding; microfilament motor activity; actin filament binding. NCBI's taxonomy places the organism in Eukaryota, Metazoa, Chordata, Mammalia, Rodentia, Bathyergidae. The transcript is spliced from 32 exons. Bases 93 to 3548 code for a protein of 1151 amino acids. Gene Ontology annotation, cellular component: plasma membrane; vesicle; myosin complex. Gene Ontology annotation, biological process: vesicle transport along actin filament; actin filament organization.